Messenger RNA from Ostrinia nubilalis (European corn borer), 1018 nucleotides. RefSeq lists its product as uncharacterized. Lineage: Eukaryota; Metazoa; Arthropoda; Insecta; Lepidoptera; Crambidae. The record is from RefSeq and is a predicted model, not a curated record. The transcript is spliced from 2 exons. The coding region runs from base 14 to 997 and encodes 327 amino acids.
CUUCAUCGUGUGGAUGUACUGCGGGCAAGCCAAUAAGUUCAAGGACGUCUGCAACUACUACCACUAUCUGGAGGCUAUGGAGGACAAACUCCCCUCAUCGCAGCGCGCCAUAAGCCGCCACCACGAGUUCAACAUGUUCCUCACCCCGCCCCCCACCUCCCCCUUCCUCGAAACGCAUUUUCCCAAGCUCUACUCCAAGGAACCCAUCGACCCCUACUACAUAAAGAAACUCGAAUCGAUCAAGAACGAGAAGUGCAUCUUCAAACUUGAAGGCUUCAACGACAUCAAACAGACCGGCGUCACUACUGCCGAAAUACUCCACACCAGCCAAAUCAUCAGGAGACACUGUAAGACCAACCGAUGCACUUUGAGGCAGUUCCUCGAACGCUUCAAGGAGUAUGUACAGAGAUGUCAGCUCAAGGAAUCGAUCCACACCAUCUCGACAUACAUAAAAAGGUUGGAGAUCGCAGCGGAAUUGAAAUAUCACGGACAGAGACCGCAUUUCAGCUUCCUCGACGCUUCAGUUGAAGAUGAUAUCAAGAGCGAUGCGGUAACAACAGUCAGUGAAAAUGUAAUUGAGACUGAUAAUAUGAAUUCGGACGAAACAGCCCAGUUGAAGAUGCUCCUUGGCGUUCCACCAGCCACCUCUAGUCCGAAGAAGAAAAGCAAAAAGAAUAAGAAAAACAAGGAGAAUGUAAACAGAAGCAACAUUGAGGAUGGGAAGUACAGUUCCACUCAAGAGUUCUUCAAAUCUUUUGAAAUGCCGUCGUCAAACUCCAGGGCUAACUCAUACUCGCCGUUGACUCCCAAUGUUGAGGAGUUUGUGAAGUAUUACAACUCUCAAAGUCAGCACGGACAAAGAUCCAGGUCAGUGGAGACUUUAGCUGUAACCAGACCGGCGCCAAAGGUUGUGGCAACCAUAUCUUUCAGUAGCCAGGAGUUUUUCGACGCCAGCCUGGCCAAAAUGAAUGAAUUGAACAAAUUCAGGAAGAUUUAAUCAUCUUUUUAUAUGAUUUGA